This is a messenger RNA of Rhinolophus ferrumequinum (greater horseshoe bat), 1572 nucleotides long. RefSeq names its product leucine rich single-pass membrane protein 1 (gene LSMEM1). Lineage: Eukaryota; Metazoa; Chordata; Mammalia; Chiroptera; Rhinolophidae. The coding region runs from base 720 to 1106 and encodes 128 amino acids. The transcript has 4 exons. The record is from RefSeq and is a predicted model, not a curated record.
CCAGUGCUGCUUCAAGUUGUGCUGUCAUUAGAGAAUAUCACUUUAAAUGUAAACCUCAAUUUAAAAAUGAUUUAUUAUGGAAGUGACCUCAGUCUACGGAAACUCAAGAGGGCAGACACCUGAGAAGUCCUGGAGUCUCGCCCCCCACAGCUGCAGGAUUCCUCCUUGUGGCAUCUAAGCUUGUUCAGAUCUUGUCUUGAGGACAGCCAGCAUCUACUGGCUGAAGGACACAUUUGAAGGGAGAGACUCAUAUGUUAUACUGAAGAAGUAUAAAAAUUACAGCUUCGUAUUAAAGCCUCAUGUAGUAACAAGGGUUUGCCGUAAUGUUCUCUUCUUCUCUCAGCAUCUUUAUGGCCACAGGCUGACUGGUUAAAUGGCAUCUUUCUAUCUGGUCAUACUGUCUUUUGCACAAAAGACUUGAGACAUCUCACCAGGAUGUGAACACUGUAACAAAGGAGAAAUAUUUAAAAACCAAUUACAAAAUAAAAAGGAGGCCCAGGAAAGUGUAGGCAGAAUUGAGAAAUCUGAGGAGCAGGAAAGAGCAUAUGCAGAUAGGGAGGGUAUAGGCAUUGCACAAUUUUUAAAAUUGGGCCACGCACUGGACUCCGAGCUUCCUGGCAAGCAAAGCAGAAAGGACAAAGUUGUCCCGGAAAGGAAAUGUUCUCUUCUGGACAGGACUUCGGUUGGAAACAGUCUAUGUGGCUGGUUCCGUAUGGACAAUGAAUCGUUCUUCCCAGGACGCUGGCUCGCAGGGCAUUCUCGGAGACGGGAAGCUUUAUGCUGUGGAUUCCAUCAACGACUUACACAGACUGAACCUCUGUCCUGCCGGAUCUCAACGCCUGUUCCCCCUAGAGGAGAAAAUCCCAGCUGUUGACUCGCGCUCGGGACAUGGAAGCUACAGUCUGCUUUUUAUGGCGCUAAUCGUCGUGCUCAUUGUCAGUCUGCUCCUGGUUUCCUUCGUGAUAGUCCUCAUAGUUCAAACCGGAAACAAGAUGGACGAUGUGUCGAGAAGACUCACAGCUGAGGGAAAGGACAUGGAUGAUCUGAAGAAAAUCAACAGCAUGAUCGUAAAGCGACUCAACCAACUGGACUCGGCACAGAACUAGAGACGUGAUCGUCCCAGAGCACCUGCCAAGCCCUGAGCUGCUUGCUUUGCUGGGUGCCCGCUGGGCUGAGAACUGGCGCCAGCACUUCAGCAGGCAGCGGUUCUGUGCUCGGUGAACCCGCCCCGGGGCCAGCUCUCUGCUGCAGGGAUGGGGCCAGCUCCAAGGCAAGGGGUGUGGGGAUCGUGGCCCAAAGGGCUCACUUUGUGGUCGGGUCCUCCAGCUUUAAUGGGUGACAGGUGGGUGGCAUGCAGGAGAACCAACAGUAGGCACAGAAUUCGGCUCUAUACACGUAGCUUCCCUUACAAAAGGUUCUGUGUCACCAGAACAAGGUUGCUGUGCCAGUGAGCAUCAUGGCCCCGCAUACCUUUAUAAACUCCCGCAAAAGCCUACAGGAUGCAUCGCGUGACAGCAUUUGUGUUCAGGGGACCCGGAUGAUAGACUAUCUUUUCAAUAAAAGAGAUUUUGC